Messenger RNA from Rotaria sp. Silwood2, 3345 nucleotides. NCBI's taxonomy places the organism in Eukaryota, Metazoa, Rotifera, Eurotatoria, Philodinida, Philodinidae. The record is from the annotation of a GenBank genome assembly.
AUGAAUUAUUUUUCGGAUUUGGCUAACCGAUGUUACAAAACAGGUAAUGAGAGAUCCUGCAGAAAUUUAUCUUACUUUCAUUGUAAUCGUUCGUUAAAAUGUGUUCCAUAUCAUCGUGUUAGUGACGGUAUCAAUGAUUGUUUUUUCGAUGAAGAUGAACAAUCAGAUGCCUGUUUAUUCAAUGAUUCAAAUCGAUUCAUAUGUAAAUCAGAACCGAAGAAGUGUCUGUCGCCAGUUGCCGUAGGUAGUGGACACUAUCAAUGCUCCCUUGCAGAAGAUGAAAUAUAUAUAUAUAUAUCGAAUGUAUUCGAACUGCUACCGUUCCCUGAUUUAUGCAAUAAAAACAUUUAUCGAGAUCCGAUACUUUCUUUUGCGACUGAAGCUUCUAACGCAAACUGUGAAUGGUGGCCAUGUGACAAUCCAUACACGCGUUGUAACAAGAAAUGGGAUUGUUCGAAUGGUGCUGAUGAACUCGGUUGUUCUAAAACAAACUGUUCACUUAAUGAGCAUGAAUGCAAAAAUGAACUAUUAGGAUUAUCUUAUUGUUUACCAAUAGCUAAUAUGUUUGAUAAAUUUAUUGAUGAUUGCAGCGACAAAUCUGUUACUCGUCAAUUGUAUUUCGACAAUGGAACUCAUGAUUGGGGCGAAUAUUAUUAUUCAUGGAACAAGAGCAAAUGCGUGACAGCAGAAAAAAUCUGUCGUUAUCAUUUACAAGUCUCAGUAAAACAAGAUGAAGUAUGUCUUUAUCAACCUGGUUUAUCCAGAUUAUUUUAUGGGAAUACUGUUCAUCUCAUAAGAAAUAACAAAUUCUUGUGCACAUUAUAUGAUGGUUCAUUUAAAGAAAUAACAUCUGCUGUUUUAACUACCUGGCGAUCUGGCAAUAUACCAAAACUAAUUACUAAUACUUCUGUUCGGUCUAUUUCUAAAUUGCAUCAAAAGAAAAUGGUUUUACCUAACAUCGACUUUGCACUAAUCCGAUAUUGUCACCAAGGUAUUGUUGUGCUAACUGGUGUGAAUGAAAGAAAAGAAUGCCUGUGUCCACCGAGUUAUUUCGGUAAUCGAUGUCAAUGGCAGAAUCAACGGAUUAGCUUGACUCUUCAGUUCUCCGUACGCAGCAAAAUAUCUAUGAUGGCUAUUUUUCAAAUGAUUAUUAUGCUUAUAGACGAAAAAGGACAUAUUGUUGGUGAUCACGAACAAAUUACAUACAUGCCAGUUCAGGAUUGUAAUACAAAAUAUAAUAUCUACUUACUUUAUCCGACUCGACCAAAAAAUUUAUCUAUCAAUUACGCAAUUCGUAUUGAUGCCUUUGAUAAGACAACUUUAGACUAUUGGGCUAGUUGGUAUUUACCUAUUCCAUUUUCGUUUUUACCAGUGAAUCGAAUCGCUACACGAUUGGAUAUUUUUGGCGUAGAAAAAAUAGACGCAUGUUCUUUAUCAUGUGGCACUCAUGGUCGAUGUGUAAGAUAUACAAAUAAUAAAUCAUUAUUUUUUUGUCAAUGUGAACAAGGAUACUCUGGUUCUCAUUGUGACAUACCGCAUAUAUGUUCGUGUGCAAAUGAUUCUAUAUGUUUGACAUCAUCGAUUUGUGUAUGUUCAUUACAUAGAUUUGGCCCUCGAUGUUAUUUGAAACAUUCGAUUUGUCAAUCAAAUAACAAUACAUGUCAACAUAAUGGUUUAUGCAUACCAACUGAUGAUCGGAUUAGUUUGCAGAGAUUUAUCUGUUUCUGUACAGAAGAUUAUUCAGGUGAAAGAUGUGAAAAAGCAAACAGUGAGAUCACUAUUUAUUUAGAUGAAACAAUAACAGCAAUAACUUCGUCCGUACUUAUACAUUUUAUUACAGCAUUUCAACAUACAAAUCAUGAACAAACAACUACAUUGAAAAAAAUUCCUUCUAGUCAGCAAAUCAUUACGCUUAGUGUAGCACAACCAUUUAAUAUGAUCUUUUUUCAAAUACCAAAUCAAUAUUAUUAUUUGGCUGUAUUAAGAGAAGCACUAAUACCUUCGGAAAAAAUCUAUACUGAAAUAUUACCAAAGCAGCGUUGUUCUCCAAUUGAAGAGCUUCUUAAUAAUACUUUUCUUAAUUAUGAUUAUUUUCGUCGGGUAAAAUACUAUCCAUUUUUGUGUCGAAAUUAUUCGCAACUUAUGUGUUUCUAUGAUAAACAUCAUAUGUGUAUUUGUGAUCUUGAUCGAUUUUCCAAUUGUUUUCUUUUCAAUCAUACGAUACAUUAUGAUUGCCAAGGAUAUAAUGAUUGUGAGAACGAUGGUCAAUGUUUUCAGAAUAACCAAACAUGUCCAACAAAGUUUUUAUGCACAUGUGAAGAUUGUUAUUAUGGUAGUAAAUGCCAAUUUUCGACAAAAGGUUUUAUUUUCUCACUUGAUCCUAUUCUUGGAUAUCAUAUCAAGCAAAAUGUUGCAUUUAAUCGACAGCCAUUGAUUGUAAAGAUAAGUCUUGUUAUCACUGUGAUUAUCUUCAUUUUAGGUUUAAUUAGUGGAUCAUGCUCGAUCAUUACAUUUUCUCGAAAGAAAAUAAAAGAAGUUGGUUGUGGUUUCUAUCUUUUAGUUUCAUCGAUCAGUUCAAUAUGUAUGGUAGUUGUAUUAACAAUCAAAUUUAGUCAACUUGUUCUUUCACAAGUGCUACUUUUAACGAAUCGGUCAUUACUCAUUGUCAAUUGUAUUUCAUUAGAUUUCAUGCUUAAAAUUCUUUUGGUAUCCACUGAAUGGUUUAACGCAGGCGUAGCCGUUGAAAGAAUGACUAAUGUCAUUCAGUGUGCCAAAUUCAAUAAAAGAAAAAGUAAACAAAUAGCAAAAUUGAUAAGUGUUGGCGUGUUUCUUUUAGUAACAUCCACACAUAUCCAUGAUCCUAUUCAUCGUAAACUGGUUGAGGAUUUAGAUGGCGAUGAAAAACGACUCUGGUGUUUAGUUCGAUAUUCAUCUAUUGUCAAUAUUUACGAUUUAUCAGUUACUCUCUUUCAUUUCCUCGUUCCACUUUCAAUUAACUUGAUUUCUACUAUUGUUAUCAUUAUAAAACUAGCUCGAAAACGAUUUUAUUUACAACCUCAAUUGUCAUUUCAAGAACAUAUACGAAAAGAAAUAUGUCGACAUAAACAUCUGUUGUUUGCACCUUGCAUAUUAGUAUUAUUAGCUUUACCACGUUUAAUAAUUUCAUUCAUCAAAGGAUGUAUGAGAUCACCACGUGAACCUUGGCUAUAUCUUAUUGGUUAUUAUGUCUCAUUUUUACCAUCAAUAUCAACAUUCUUUAUCUUUGUUUUACCAUCAAAAAACUACAAACAUGAAUUUGAUGUUGGAAUUCAAAGAUGGACUAGAGUAUUUCAUACAACUUCAUAA